Messenger RNA from Lates calcarifer (barramundi perch), 10148 nucleotides. RefSeq names its product nuclear receptor binding SET domain protein 3 (gene nsd3). Gene Ontology annotation, cellular component: chromatin; nucleus. NCBI's taxonomy places the organism in Eukaryota, Metazoa, Chordata, Actinopteri, Centropomidae. The record is from RefSeq and is a predicted model, not a curated record. Gene Ontology annotation, biological process: regulation of DNA-templated transcription. Gene Ontology annotation, molecular function: histone H3K36 methyltransferase activity; protein binding. The transcript is spliced from 25 exons. Bases 523 to 5415 code for a protein of 1630 amino acids.
UACACAUCCCGGAGUGCUCUUGUUGACCCCUUCAGUCCGGUCUAUGUGAUUUGGCGCUGGGCUGCUGGAGAGAAGCCGAUCAGGCCGUAACAAGCUAAGAAAACCGGGGUGCUUUUGUUAAACCAGAGGAAGAGGGAGCUAGAGAUCGUUACUAUUAAUAUUAUUAUUGUGAAGAAGGCUGCACACAGGAGAGAGUGGGGGGAUGAGAACUGAACAUAUCUGUCUCCAGCGGGGUUUUCACUAAAUGCUCCAGUCCCUACAUUGAGGAAGAGCCAAGCUUUGGGAUUGGGUAGCGACCAGAUAGCGUAACACCCCCUCCUCCUCUGUGUACAGAAUUGCGUUAAAACGAAAAGGAAAGGCCUGCGCUUUAUCAAUAUUACUGGAUUAUUUUUUUUAUUUUUCUGAUUUUUCCCCCCUAUAGAUUAAACGAGGAAACGUUGCUGGCUGGUGUAUGUGUUUAGAAUGGGACACGCUGAAGGUCCAGUCAAAGAAAAAGACAGUUAAGGAUGCAGGAGCCCAACAAUGGAUUUCUCCUUCUCUUUCAUGCAAGGGAUCAUGGGAAAUACAAUUCAGCAACCCCCUCAGCUCAUUGACUCAGCCAACAUCAGACAGGAAGGCACCUGCGACACCGGCAGUGACCCGGGCGAGGAUGGUGGUCCCUCCUACGAUGCUGCCCUGGAUGCAGAGUUCUCCUACCCGCCGUCAGCGUCGGAGGACAUGCAGCAGGUGUCCAACGGCUUUCCGCCUGGUCUGGGCAUGUAUGAGCCGCAGGCCAAGUUUUCCAUGUACUCGCAGUUCCCCAACGGCUCGGCCAAUGGCUACGGGGCCAUACGGAGCUAUGGCGAGCACGGGCUCAUGCCAGGGGAGGGGACGGUCCUGAGAGGCCCGGGUCUCCAGGAGAGACCCUUAUCUCCUGUGUCUCCUCCUCUGCCCACGCAUCACCCACACCUCCACCACCAUCACCACCACCCCCAUCACCAUCACCAUGCGCACCACUUCCACUCGAACCCGCCUCAUAUACAAACCCACCCGCACCCGCAGAGCCCCCCACCACCGCCACUGCCCUCCCAGCACCACCUGCCCCAGACGCCUCACAUCAUGACCCACACACUCCCCCCUCCUCCUCCGUUACACCUGCCUUCAUCCAGUCCUCCCCCCUCACUUGUGGACAGUACACCCUCUUCUCAGCCUUCCCACGCCCCGUCCAACACCCCUGGUGGGGUGCUUAAGAAAACCAGCUCUCCAGAGAUCAAGCUGAAGAUCAUAAAGACGUAUCAGAAUGGAAAAGAGCUGUUUGAAUCUGCGCUGUGUGGAGACCUACUGCAAGAGCUGCAGAAGGAGUCUCAGAAGAACGAGGCCGCUCAGAUGCAGCGCAGACAUGAGAGGAAAAAGGAGAAGAGGAAAAAGAGUGCGAGGCUGCAGCUGCAGGUCCAGGAACAGAGCCUGGACCAGAGCCAAACCCAGGCAGGUACCACCACGGGCCAGACAGAGGACACCCACGUCCAGCCCCAGCUGAGAGAAACACCCCCGGCCCAGACAGAGAAGCCUCAGAAGGCCAUUAUCAAAACUGAACCAAAGACGCCGAAGGUUCCGAAGGUCCAUCAUCCGUCAGUGAUCCAAGAAACGGGCUUCUGUAAGGAGUUCGUGAUAGGAGAUCUGGUGUGGUCCAAGGUGGGCACCUACCCCUGGUGGCCCUGCAUGGUCUCCUCUGACCCGCAGAUGAAGGUCCAUACUCGCAUCAACACCAGAGGUCACAGGGAGUAUCACGUCCAGUUCUUUGGCAGUGUUGCUGAGCGAGCAUGGAUCCACGAGAAGAGGAUUGUCAUUUACCAAGGGAAGCAACAGUUCGACGAGCUUCAGGCAGAGACGCUGCGCAAGACCACAAAUCCUGUAGAGAGACAUAAACUUCUGAAGCCUAUCCCUCAGCGGGAACGUACUCAGUGGGAGGUGGGUGUGGGCCAUGCUGAGGACGCCUUCCUGAUGACGCGACAGGAGCGAAUUGACAACUACACCUUCAUCUACGUUGAUCCCGACCCCAAUGAAGCCCCGCCCAGCAAGAAACCCACCGUCCGAGCUGAGAAACGAAGCCGGCGCUCCAGCGGCUCAAUCGGCAAGAAGGAAGACGGAGGAGUGAAGUCACCGGACAGAGAGCAGCCACCACGAAGGCAACUGCCACGCAGACAGUGUAGUGUAUCAAACACAGACGACAACACAAACUCCCAGGCCUCAAGUGAAGAGAAGAGCCAGAGGGGGGACCAGCGUAAGACCAGCUCCCCAAAACAGAACGCUGGUUGUGAUGCACGGCAGGACUCACCGCCACCGGUCAGGGCCUGGAAAACAGCAGCUGCCCGAAAGCUGCUGCCUCUCUCCAUCACCAUGAAGAGGCUGAAUGUGGAGAUCACAAAGUGUGACUGGCCUCUCCUGCAGAAAAAAGCAGCCGCAUCUCCAAAAAAAGAUGAAGAAGAGAAGGAAGAGAGAGUAGAAAGAGAGGCCAGGCAGCCCGACUUGGGAUACUGCUCUCCUGAGCAGGACAGCAGAGCUAAACCCGAGCCCAGUCCAGAGGAGGAGGAAGAUGGAGAUGAAGGGGAGGAAGAUGGGGAGGAGAGGAGAGGCUCCCCCGCCAGUCGGAGGAGUGAGGAGGGAGGAUUGCAGCCCACAUCCUCUCCUGGAUCACACCACAGUAGUCCACAAGGUUCUCAGGAGAGAAAGCUGCAGCGGCGGUCUGUCAGGAGCAGGUCUGAGUCAGAGAGAGGCAACGAUCCCGUCCCUAAGAAGAAAACCAAAAAGGAACAGGCAGAGAUGGCUCCUGAAACCACACUGAGGACAGGUUCACAGAAAGGUGCCAGUGAGAUCUCCGAUGCCUGUAAGCCCCUGAAGAAGCGAAGCAGAGCGUCAACAGACGUAGAGAUGGCUUCAUCUCAGUACAGAGACACCUCUGAUUCUGACUCCAGAGGCCUCAACGAUCCACAGGGUUUAUUUGGGAAGAGUCUUGAUAGCCCAGCAGCAGCAGAUGCAGACGCUUCAGACACUCAGUCCGUGGACUCCGGCUUGUCCCGUCAGGACAGCAGCACCGGCAAGAGAGACACUGUCUGCCAGAUCUGUGAGGUGUACGGAGAGGGUUUGGUGGUGUGUGAAGGUGACUGUAACAGACAGUUUCACUUGGAGUGUCUUGGUCUGACAUCCCUACCUGAGGGCAGAUUCACCUGUUUGGAAUGUAGAAAUGGCAAUCAUCCUUGUUUUAGCUGUAAAACAGCUGGCCAGGAGGUGACCCGCUGCUCUGUGUUGGGGUGCGGUUGUUACUACCACGAGGAUUGUGUCCGUAAACUUCCGGGCACCACCAGCAGUCCGGGCGGAGGCUUCUGCUGCCCUCAGCACAGCUGCUCUACCUGCUGCCUGGAGAGAGACCUGCAGCGAGCCAGUAAAGGUCGUCUGAUGCGCUGCAUCCGCUGCCCUCUGGCCUACCACACGGGGGACAGCUGCGUGGCGGCGGGUAGCGUCGUCCUCACGCACCACAUCAUGAUCUGCAGCAGCCACAGCAGCGCCAAGAGGAACGGCCUCCUCACCUCCCCCAUCAACGUGGGCUGGUGCUUCCUGUGUGCCAGAGGGCUGUUAGUGCAAGACCUUACUGACACCAUAUUAAGUUCAUAUGCCUAUAAGUCCCACUACCUUCUGACUGAGUCAAAUCGUGCUGAGUUGAAAUUACCUAUGAUUCCCUCUCCUUCGUCAGCUACCAAAAAGAAUGUUGGGAAAGGAGGCAAGUUGCUGUGCUGCGACUCAUGCCCAGCUUCCUUCCACCCGGAGUGUUUGGAGAUGGAGAUGCCGGAGGGCUCGUGGUCCUGCAGUGAUUGCAGGGCAGGGAAGAAACCUCACUACAAACAAAUUGUCUGGGUCAAACUGGGCAACUACAGGUGGUGGCCAGCAGAGAUCUGCAACCCUCGCUUGGUGCCAUCAAACAUUCAGAGCCUUCGCCACGAUAUCGGCGACUUCCCUGUCUUCUUCUUCGGCUCCCACGACUACUACUGGAUCAACCAGGGCCGCGUCUUCCCCUACGUGGAGAAUGACAAGAACUUUGUCACGGGACAGAUCAACAUCAACAAAACCUUCAAGAAAGCUCUGGAAGAAGCAGCGCGGCGGUUCCAGGAGCUUAAGGCACAGAGGGAAAGCAGGGAGGCUCUAGAGCAAGAACGCAACUCACGCAAACCUCCACCCUACAAAUUCAUCAAGUCCAACAAACCAGUGGGGAAAGUGCAGGUGCAUGUAGCCGACUUGUCAGAAAUCCCACGAUGCAACUGCAGACCAACAGACGAGCAUCCCUGCAGCCUCGACUCCCAGUGUCUCAACCGCAUGCUGCAGUACGAGUGUCACCCACAGGUGUGUCCUGCAGGAGACAGCUGUGAGAACCAGUGUUUCUCCAAGCGGCUAUAUGCGGAGACAGAGGUGAUAAAGACCGACGGCCGUGGCUGGGGCCUCAGGACCAACCAGGCUCUCAGGAAGGGUGACUUUGUGACCGAGUACGUGGGAGAGGUGAUAGACUCGGAGGAGUGUCAGCAACGAAUCAAACGUGCCCAUGAAAAUCACGUGACCAACUUUUACAUGCUCACCCUCACCAAGGAUCGAGUGAUAGACGCCGGCCCGAAAGGAAACUCGUCUCGGUUUAUGAACCACAGCUGCAGCCCAAACUGUGAAACCCAGAAGUGGACGGUGAACGGAGACGUUCGCAUCGGACUCUUCACCCUCUGUGAUAUCGACGCCGGCACAGAGCUGACGUUCAACUACAACCUGCACUGCGUGGGCAACAGGAGAACGUCCUGUCACUGCGGAUCAGACAACUGCUCUGGAUUCCUCGGGGUGCAGCCAGUGAGUGCAGUGGUGAUGGAGAAAGAGGAGAAGGCCAGGAACGCCAAGCUGAAGCCGAAGAAGCGGAAGCUGCGGCCGGAGGGCAAACACACGCACGAGUACUUCUGUUUCUGCUGCGGAGAAGGAGGAGAGCUGGUGAUGUGUGACAGGAAGGACUGUCCGAAGGCGUACCACCUGCUGUGUCUCAACCUCACUAAGCCGCCAUAUGGACGUUGGGAGUGUCCGUGGCAUGACUGCAGCGUCUGCAGCGCCCCAGCCUCGUCCCUCUGUGACUUCUGCCCUCGCUCGUUCUGCCAGGACCACGAGGUGGGCGCACUCACCGCCUCAUCCCUAGAAGGCCGCCCCUGUUGCUCCAGCCACAACCCCCUCAGUCCCUUGGGCUCCAACUCUGGCUCGACCCAGCAGCGCCGCUCCGCCCCGAGUCCCGUCAGUGUCAAAGAGGAGCCAGGAGAGGGAUGCAGGCCAGCAGGCCGCAGAGUGACGCCGCGGCUCCCUCAGUACCUCAUUCCCUGUAAAGUGCGCUCCCGUUGGCCUCCCUUGGCUCCGAUCCACCUCUGAUCUGAAGCAGUGCACUACAAAAGGAAAUACAGUGCUUUUUGACCAGUGCAAUGGCUGCUGCUCAGAGCUGACACACACAGAUGAACACCGCAGGGCGACUGGAGUGUCGGCAUGGGAAGCGACCAGGCAUCAUUGUGUGCCGCUUUCCCUUCUCUCUUGCCAUAAAACACCAUCACUAACGCUCUCUACAGUUCGCCUGCGCCCAUCGAAUGGCCCAGACCACCACCUCAUUAUGUUUCUUUUUAUUAUUUUUUAAAUUUUUACAGCUGUGGAAAUUUUAAGUGUUGUCACGUCGUCAGUUACCGGCACUUUGAAGAACACGACGAGUGAGGUGGAGGGAGAGGUAGAGAGGGGGAGGAGAAGGAGGAAGAGGAGGAGAUGUAAGGCUGAACCUCUCCACCACCACGCUGCUCCUCUCCUCGUUUACCUGCUGUAAGCUGUGGUCGGCAUCUCAGACACACACACACACACACACACACACACACCACACACAGGUCGGCUUCACGGAAACGAGGCCAGCCUUUCUCCAUCACUCCUGACGUGACCUGUCAUCGUAUAUUUAUCUCCUCUUCUUCUUGGAGGAGAAGGAGAGGGGGGAGGGUGACAGUUUUAGUGCAAUUUUUUCAGGACCACACUACAUUCCAACCUUCCUUAAACAUGGUUUUAAUAUACUUAUGGGUAUAGAUGAAUAUAAUUAUAUACAGUAUCUAUGUUUGUUAAUGUUUACAGACAGAUUCUCUCACUUCAUCUCGGUGAGUGGUGUAUUAUGUUUGUUUGUUUAGGUGUUAAGCAUUACGCAGACCUCUUGUGAAAAUAGUCCUAUUAAGGUGAAAUAUAAUGGUAUAUAGUGUAAUGGUAUGACAUUACAGAAGUACUUGUGAUUUUCAUAUUGCCAGUCUCACUCGCCAUUGUGUACAUAAUUGGCUCAUGAUAUUGUAAAGUACUUAAAGAUCAGGAGGCGGACGGAGCCUUGCCUCUCUGGUUGUUCCUGGAAGAAGGAAAACGCUUUUUUAAAACAACAAGACAGAUCCUUUUUAUUUUCUUUUUUCAAGAAAAGUUCUGUUCUCACAUUUCCUCCAAACAGUUACUGUUAUUUGUAUUGUAGAUGGAGGAGCCCAGCUUGUGAUCACUGGUGCUGUCUUAAAAGUAUUGUUAACCAGCCUUAAGUUUGACUCUGGCUGUAGUAACUACUGCCCAGAUGCAGUCCAUUUCAGUAACGUUGUGUACUGUGACCGCUAUGAUGCUUGGUUUUCUUUCCUCUUCUUCUUCUUCUUCUGUUUGUUGUUUUGCCAAACUUUUUCUGAAAAGCACUUUCACACGGCUUGUCGCUACACAAUUUAGCUAGGUCAUACAUAUACAGAAAUGUAUAUUAAAAGAACAUAUGACAAGUGUUUCAAAAUGGAUACCUCUUCUUCUCGUAGUAACGUCGGAAUUUAAACUGUGUUGUAACUUUUUUCCUCUUGGUCAGAAACAUGGUGAGUGCUGGGCGUCGUUUUUUUUUUUUUUUUUUUUUUUUUCAGGACAGUGGCCUAAAAGCUGUUGUUUUUGUUUGUUUGUUUGUUUUUUUGGCACAAGUAGAAAUGACUGCCAGCCUGGCUUCGUACAAAAAAAAGUCCUCAGUGUCCUCAAGAGGCACUUCUUUAUUUUCCACCUGGAGAACAUACUCAAGGCUGGGCUUUAUAUAAAGACAUAAUGGUAUAACCACAGUCCAGUCCAGUAUAAUGUACAAAUACAAACUUCUGUACAGUGUUUUUAAUCACUCAUCUGUCAAAUCCAAUUCUUUUGUAUUUAUUGCACCACAUUUUAUACCAAUUUCUUUUUAAAACACCAGUACAGUAAUUUGUCUCCCUCUCUACCACAGGUGUAAGUGAAAUAGACUAUUUAAAAAACAUGGGGAGUUUUACAUAUUAUAUCUGUAUCUAGUCAUUGCAUACAUUAUGGUUUUUUUGUUUGUUUUUUUCUACAUUUGGUGUAAUGAUUCCACAUUUGGUAACUGCUGCUGCUCAUCGACCUGUAUCGUGACUCACUGUAGUUGGUGUUUAAAAGCAGUGUGAAGCAGUUCAAUAUUGGAAUGUAAAGUUUCCCUUUCAGAGCAGUUUUUGUGCUGUUUUAGCCUGGACUCAAGCGAUCGUCACAGGAGAAAGCUUCUCUGUAGUCAUGCCUCAGCUUUUUGCUUGUGAUUCUUCCCUGAUUACACGACUGUUCUUGUCUUUUUUCUUCCCUUGAAAGAUGGUUUUUUAAUUUAAAAGUCGAACCACAGGAUGAAACGGUGCCAAUGUUUCCAAGUCAUUUCAAUUCUUUCAGGGUCUCUUUGAAUAAGUAGAGUAGAUACGUUCUGUUGCCAGUUGAUUAGGUACACCUAGCUAAAACUAAGGCAGGCUAAUACACCAUAAAUCCUACAUUCAUGAGGAUGAUAAUGUUCGGUUUUUAUUUUAACUAUUUCAGACAGGUGUUGAUUCAACUUUAUGAUCAUUUUAGAGAGUGCAGUUUGUGAACGCAUUGUGGUAUAUUAACAGGUGUGUGUAUUAUUCCCAUUUAUACCAGUGAGGGUAGACUAUAAAUAACAGCGACACCUCUUCAACAGCACCAAAAACUAUCCUCCAGGAUGAUCAUACAGUGAAAACCAACAGUUGGGGUGCCUAAUAAACUGGCAGCUGAGUAUAAAUCAUAAGGCUAGAAGCCUAAAGAAAGAUAAAAAAGGAAUGGAGCUACUGAAUGCAGAAAAAUAAGAAAAAUCAGACCUGUUUUAACAUACAAAAAUACUGGAAUAAUAAUUUGCUUGAUAUGAGAGAUAAGUUUCAAUAAUUAAAGUUACAUCUCCUCCUUUAAUCUCAUUGAACAUGCAAAUGCUUAUCAUUUCAAAAGUUUGACAAAAGAUUUCACUUCACUGAAAAGUCCAUUUCUCACUGUGUGUGUGCGAGAGUUUUUAGUAUUUGACCUCCAAACUAGUUGUGACAGCACAAAAUCAUCAUUCAGCCAUCAGCAGAUUUUUUAAAAAACUCUGCACAUACAUCAUUGUGCACAGUGAAGGUCGAACACUGUAGUAAAAUAAUAGUUCAGGACUUCAAUGUGCAAAAAAAUGUGAACAAAUACAGGCACUUAAUAUGAUAAAGAGAGCCAAAAAAGCCUUGGACUUGCUUUGGCUUCUUUUACUGUGUUCUUGAUGCCAUGAAAGCUUGCAAAUGAAAUUUUCUAAUUUUUCUGCAGCUCCUCUCCUUUUUUCUCUUUAUAAUCACUGAUCAUUUUAUGAAGCUUUCUCCCACUGUUUUAUGUGGAUUCCUUACGAAAAAAAAAAGACUAAGCUUGCUGAUUUCCUUGUGCAGCUAAGCCCUGUUCCCUAAUCUUGCCAAACUUUUAUUAUUAUUAACGAUUACUUAUUCUUUAUCAGGUAGGUGCAUAAUUAAGACACUUUUUAUUUACAUACUCCAAACAGUCUGCGUGUCUAAACUUGAAUUUUCUUUAUUUUUUUAACUUAUUGAUGUAUUUUUAUUUUUUAACAUAGGAUUCAUAUAUGUGUGAUUAUCAGACUACAGACUCUUGUGUUUGUGAUUUCAUAAGAAAAUGACUGAUGGGUUGUGAUGACAAAACUGAUCUUAAAGCCUUUUUUCUUUUCUUUUCUUUUUUUUCUUCUUUUUCUUUUUAGGGUGACUGUUGUUCAGUUGAAAUGCAUGCUUCCAACAUCAGACACUGGUUUAAACCACCUCUGUGAUCAGUUGGAGAUUCUUUAAAAGCCUGAUUUUAACACAGAUGAUUGUUUUUCAUCAGUUUUCCUUUUGUUUUUGUUUUUUUAAACAAUAUUGCACAGAGAUUCUGUAAAACCGAGCAGCCUUUAUUUUUUUAUUUUUUGCACCUGCAGAUUACAUGAUCAUUUAUUUCUUAGUGACAGUUUGUCCUCUCCUGCCCUUCUCGGCUGAUGGAGCAGCAGUAUUACGUGCGUCUAAUUUCAACGUCCCAGCGUGAAUCAUUUCAUUCAUUUAAAAUCCUGAUGUAUGUGUUUUUGUUGCUUUAUUCUCAUUAUACUGCCCACGUUUUUAUUUCAGGAAGACAGCACGUUUGUUCUCAUUUAAGUGACCCUUAAAUACAUCUAAAGAGGAUUUUUCUAAGUGUCAAAAAAUGUGUUUAUUAUUAUUAUUUUUAUAUACAAGUAAAUUUAAGAUUGACCACCACCGCCACCCCCUCACACCCCCUCUAUGUCAAAGGGUAUGUUUCUGUUCACUGUGACGUCUUUUGGUUUUUGUGCAAUGUUGCCGACUGUCAUUAAGUUUUUAAUUAACAUGCUGUCAGAGGAGAAAUAGUGUUGGAAUAAAUAAAUAAAUCCACCUUCAUAAGCACUCAUCAUCUCUUUUUACUUGUAGUAAAAUUGCUUACAGUAACUCUAACUGGGGUCAUAUCUAUCUCUCGUGGUGUUGCUUCAAGUAAAACGUGGAUGAACACAAAAUACCAUGUUGAUUACUGUUCAACCUGUGUUAACUGCAUACUGCAUAUUGUUGAAGAACCUGUAAAUAGUUUGCAUUGAACUUGCAUAGAAUCAUGUUACUGUGGCGUGCUCUUUUUGCUUGUACAAUUCUGCUUCUAAAUGUGUGUGACUGUUGAGACGACACUCUUUUUGUACAUGACUGUCUUUUUAUUUGAGAAUAUUGAUUCUGUCCUUUUUUCAUUCUAAAGUUGAGUUUGACGAGUUCAGACAUGCCUGAAGUUUGACUUUAAUAAAGCUGUACUCUGUCUCGGUGAAA